Molecule: messenger RNA, 945 nt
Organism: Copidosoma floridanum
Lineage: Eukaryota; Metazoa; Arthropoda; Insecta; Hymenoptera; Encyrtidae
Product: homeobox protein Hox-D3-like
Source: RefSeq, a predicted model, not a curated record
AUGGAAUUGCAGUAUAAAGAAGUAUUCAAUGCCGCUCAGAAGCUAAGGCCCCAAAACCAGAUGGAGGAAAAUCCAUUGAAUAAAAAAAGAAAGAGGACGUCGUAUAGCUCAGCGCAGAUUGUGGAGCUCGAAAGAGUAUUCGACAUGGAUAAUUACUUGUCCAUUGCUGGUCGAGUACAAUUGGCGAAAGAGAUGGGCCUUACGGAAAAUCAAGUAACAAUAUGGUUUCAAAAUCGCCGAUCGAAAGUAAAGAAAGAAAAUAGAGACAGCCCUGAUAGCGGAAACAUUGUGAAAAAAGCACGAAGACCCCAUAAUAUGCUGGAUCUAGUAGAAUCUGUGAUCAGCUACGAAUCCCUGCAUGUCCAGCCACCAUUGUUUGGUCAGCAACAACUGUACCCCGCACAACCGCCCAUUUCCACCUUAAAUCAGCAGGGACAACAAUCGUGGAUGCCACAAAAGCAAUUCUAUGGUUGUGGAAUCCAGCAGCAACCGUUUUUGCGUCCAUGUGAUGUAGCUGCUCAACAACUUGAAGUUGCAAAGCAGAUGCCGUACCUGACAAGCUCAAAAGCCACGGUACCUUUAACUUCGACCGACAAAGUGUACCAUCAUUUUUCUGUUGCUGCUCAUUACUCCAGCAGUAUCGAAGGAAAUCAUGUAAACGGCCCCAACUAUAGUUGCCAAGUCAAUGUACUUGAACUAGAGCAGCAGCUUCUCCCGCAGCCAGGACAACAGCAGCACCAGCAGCCCCAAUCAACGCAUCAACAUCUACAACCAGAAAAACGAUCGCUGCUGGAUGCAUUUUUUGAUAGUUUUUCGUGCACGGUGUAUGACGACCCACUGGAGGAUUUUAUUGUUGAAUUACCUAGCGGUGAAAUUAUUAACCAGAAUGACUUUUAUAAGGAAAUGUGUAAUUUUUUUAAAGUUAUGAAUUCUCCAAGUGCUUGA